GUAGGCUAGAUGCUCCCGCGAGUCCCGCGAUACACUUAGUCAACGUCCGGCGCAUCGGCGACAGCGGCGGGCCGCUCUGCGUUUUAUCGUCCGCGCUUUAUCGGGAUACCGGGUAACGAGGCGUGACGGGCCGAUGUAAUCUUGUCACCUACCAAUCAUCUUUACGGAAAAUUAUUCGAGAGAUUUGUCGCGCCGCGCGGCAGAUUCAUAAUGUGCGGUGCUACGACGAAGGUACGAUCGUGAGCCGGCGGGACCGUCAUCCUGGGAAAGCGGCCUCAAUAAAAAAGGAAGGACUGCCUUGGUUCGUCUCUUGAUGAUACUUCUCUGCUCUAUUUAAUCAAUAUCGUUAAUAUUGCUCGGUAUUAAUGAUCGUGACGCACGUUGGCACGAAAGCUUGACGGAAGUUGCAAACAGACACUACUAUUAGUUAAAAAUGAGUGAAUCCAUCGUUGAUUGCAACAUGCAUCCGACGCAGGAGAUCAAAGUAUAUAAGAGACGAUGGCUGAUCCUCAUACUCUUCGUGGUGUACAGCGCCAGCAACGCUAUGCAGUGGAUUCAAUACAGUAUUAUUACGAAUAUUACGAGGAAAUAUUACAACGUUUCGGAUUAUACAGUGGAUAUGACGAGCAUGAUAUACAUGAUAACAUAUAUACCGUUGAUAUUUCCCGCCAGUUACCUGCUUAAUAACUUUGGCCUCAGGUGUACGGUGAUCGUCGGGGCGCUCGGGACCGCCCUCGGUUCCUGGGUGAAGGUGUUGAGCGUGGCUCCUGAUCGCUUCUGGAUCACGUUCAUCGGUCAGACUGUGGUGGCGAUCAGCCAAACCUGCAUUUUGUCCGUUCCAGCCAGAUUAGCUGCGGUAUGGUUCGGGGACAACGAAGUCAGUCGAGCCUGCGGUAUUGGUGUCUUCGGUAACCAGCUGGGUAUAGCUAUCGGUUUCUUAUUUCCGCCAAUGUUAGUGCCGAACACAGGGCUGUACGACAUCGAAAAAGGAUUUCAACGUAUGUUCUAUAUCGUCGCGGCUUUCACAUCGGCUAUACUAAUCCUCAUAUUACUCCUUUUCAAGUCGGCACCACCUUUACCACCUAGCCUCGCCCAAGUUAAGCAAAGAGAAAAAUCCGAAAGCAACAAGGAGAUGAAGAAUUUUUUUAGUUCCAUCACAAGGCUAUUGUCGAAUCGCGGCUAUCUGUUGCUUUUAAUCAGCUAUGGCAUCAACGUCGGCACGUUUUACGCUAUAAGCACCCUCCUGAACCGACUUGUCACCAAACAGUUUCCGGGAAGUGAACAGGACGCUGGUCGAAUUGGCUUAACGAUAGUUUGCGCCGGGAUGGUAGGCUCCAUUGUAUGUGGUAUUUUAUUAGACAAAACACACAAAUUUUGGUGGACAACGGUAGGAGUGUAUAUUUGUUCUUUAGUGGGUAUGAUAAUCUUCACUUUCACACUGGACAAAGGCGGAAUAUACGUUAUUUACAUCACAGCUGGUCUUCUGGGUUUCUUUAUGACCGGUUAUUUACCGGUUGGCUUCGAACUCGCCGCAGAACUCACGUUCCCGGAGCCAGAGGGAACGUCAACGGGUCUCCUAAACGCGGUCGUGCAGAUCUUCGGCAUCGCCUUCACUCCGCUCUAUCGCUACCUGCUUAACAUUUGGGAGGAUAUGUGGGCGAACGUUGCGCUGUGCGGUAUCCUCGCAGUUGGCGUUUUGCUCACGAUUUUAAUACCGAAUGAUCUGAGACGUCAGAAAGCAAAGGCUUAAUAAUCCGAACAACAAUCGCCGAGACAGUAACGCGAUGAGCUUUUCAAGAUACCGCAGUUGGAACAAAUAGUUUUCAUGUUGACAAUACUCUCCGUAACUUAUUAUCAAAGUCCAAUUGGGACUUAAUUUAGACAGGUCUUAGAAAAAUUGGCAGGUACCGAUUUUUCUAAAAAGGUAAAUCUUUUUGGAAUUAAAGUAGGAGCUCUAAAAAAAUAGUCGGUUAAUAUAAUAUGAAAAGCGUUUAUUUUUUGUAUAGGACUUCCAGAUUUUUACUUUAAGAGAAUUUUUAGAAUGUCUAUAAAUGCCGAGAUGCCUAACGUUGAAAACUAGAAAGAUGUUUGAAUAAUAGAUCAAUAUUUUUGUGAAAAAAUUAAUAGCUGGAUUUAUCAAAAAAUUCCUAGUAAAAGAACAAUGGUACAAUUGGCUUUAAAAAAAUAGAGCUAUAUAUAUAUAUAUAUGUGUGUGUGUGUGUGUGUGUGUGUUUAGAGAUAUAUUUUUGUCGUUAUUGCUAUUAGAUGUAGUAGAAACAAAGUGGUCUAACAGAUAUAUGUACAAACGACGAGGAAAAGCAAAGACCGUCGAAAAAUUUUUGAUCCUGUUAUUAGUUGAACUUUUUAAUCUCAGGUAAGCAGUAGUCUGUUUACGGUAUUAUGCAGUAACGAAUUAAAAUUCUGAAAAUAGCGAUAAAUUAUCAAGAGAUAAUAAUUUUUUAAAAAAAUAAUAGAAAUCCAUAUUGCGAAAAUAUAAAUGUUUAUUAUGACAACAAUUGACAAUAAUCUAUGAAUUAAACUUUUGUUAUUUAAAAAAUUCUCAUAUUUGAAUUUUGUCAAUGAAUAAUAAUAAAAAAUUAUACAUAAAUUUUUUAGAGAAUGUUAAAAUAAAUUCAUUGUUGCAUAAUGUCUAUUUUAGUAUAUCUAAAUAUGUAGUCAUGAGUCUAUAUGAAUUGUUAUCGAGCAAAUACUACAAUUUGCGAUAGACGAUAGACAUUGGCUGAGUUCGGGAAGACGCUAUUAGCGCUAAAAGUAUCAUUCUAUCCUUGUUGCUCAGUGAAUGUCGAAGAAAGAUAGAGCACGCUCCCAAUGCCAAAAGCGUGCUCUCCGAACCCAACCAUAGUAAUUAAAAGUGAUAAGCGCAAUGAGAGUGACUGUUCGAGAUAUAACUUUAUUGCGGUAAUAAAUGAAUGUUACAUUGACAGUAUUGAUACGUAAUAAAAAUAGAAAGAAACUGUUUCGACAAUUUAAACUCGAAUUAUAUCUCUACUAUAAAAGCAUUAAUAAUUGUCUAUUAGUUUUUGGUAAUAUAAUAAUUGCAUCAAAAUGUAUAACGAUCGUACUAUUGCAAUAGAUGCGAUACAUAAUUUUAUUACCGCAAGCUUACUCCGUUUAUUAUAUCUACAGUGUACUAGUUUGAUCAUCAUUGUCAUUCUCUCACUUUUAAUUACUUGAUUGUUUGUCUUGUGAUAAAAAGUUAUUCAAAUUUAGAUGUUAUUUUCUUACUUAUAUGUACAUACGUGUAUAUAUUGUUAUUCUAAUUUUUUUCAAAAGAACAUUUCAUUAGAAUAUAUAGCUAUUUAUAAUAACUUUGAUUAACCACGGAGUCUAUUUACGUUCCAGAUGUAGUCGCAAGUAAAUAUUAGAUAUUUAAAAAGUUACCGUAGCUUUAAGAGAACGUAAAGUCGGUAUUUAAAAACUUCUGUGUUCAUGUCAUGUGUGCCAUUAUUCUAAUUUCAAGUUUAAAAAGUGAAAGCGUAAGAGUAUUUACGUUACGCGAUGUUAAAUAUGCUUCAGAAUCAUAUGCGAGCGAAUAGCUAUUUAAACCACAGACACAAUCCUGAAGGCGUUUGCCUUCAAAUCAGCGACAAAUAAAUCGUCUUCCAAUGUGAUGUUUCUUCAUUAUAUUUUUUUAGGCCAUUUAUUAUAUGUAUGUUCCCACAAAGUUGUUCUAUUUUAUAAAUAAAAUGUUGAAAUGAUAA
Monomorium pharaonis (pharaoh ant) is the source of this 3722-nucleotide messenger RNA. RefSeq lists its product as uncharacterized. The transcript is spliced from 9 exons. Gene Ontology annotation, molecular function: heme transmembrane transporter activity; heme binding. The record is from RefSeq and is a predicted model, not a curated record. Gene Ontology annotation, biological process: transmembrane transport; heme export. Gene Ontology annotation, cellular component: membrane. NCBI's taxonomy places the organism in Eukaryota, Metazoa, Arthropoda, Insecta, Hymenoptera, Formicidae. The coding region runs from base 434 to 1750 and encodes 438 amino acids.